CAUACCUCCUUUCCCCGCUGUGUUGUCAAUGAGGCCAAGCGACAAAUGAGAGCAUUCCUGGAUGGGAGACAAGACAUUAUAUACUUGCUUAGGAACAAGGGUGGAGUCUAAAAAUGAAAUAUACUCUUAAGUUUUGGAACAGUUCAACAAAAUCAUUCUACACCAUAAGAAAAGUUCAUCUCCUGCAGUGCAACCUAUGCACACUGAAACAGCACAGUGACCAUAAAGAUAUUUAUGUUGUUACGUAUGUACUUACUAAUAUAUUUGCAUGAUUUUCAUGCACUCCAGUUUUUUCCUUUUAGUCCUUCCUAUUUAUUUGAUUAAUUGUUGAUGUUUCCUUUGAGGCUUUUCAGGUACUGAAUAUGCAAGAGUAAUAUGCUCACCCUAUGUUUAGUAAUGUAAUCAAAUAUCAAUUGUUAAAAAUGUCACAUUGGUGUACCUACUUAAUUCAAAUUUUAAAUAUAUAUAUCUCAGGCGAAUGAAUCAAUUGUGAAUUACUUUUACUGAAGCGUACGGUGAAAAUGGUACGACCGCUGUUAGUUAUGCGCAUGCGCAAUGGACAUUGCACGUCACCGCUUUUAACUCGAGGACGAUGGCCCUUACGAAGAUUUAUUAAGCAUACUCAUUUUUUAAUUUGCAUCCAUGAGGAAUCAAAAUGUUCCAUUCCUCCAUGUACAAUAUACUGGGUUCUGGACCUCACACUCCACUCAACAGCCUACAGCAGCAACGACAGCGACAGAUUGAGUCUCUGAAAGCUGCUCAUCCCAGCAUUGCAGAAAUCCAGAAAGAUGUGGAAUACAGGAUCCCAUUUACAGUCAACAGCUCCACUAUCACUGUUAACAUUCUUCUGCCUCCUCAGUUCCCUCAGGAGAAGCCAGUGGUUAGCAUCUACCCUCCUGUUGGUCACCACCUCAUCGACAGCAAUAAUGGCACUAUGAUCACGAGCCCUCUCAUCAGUAAUUUUGGAAUGCAUUCAGACCUUGGUAAGGUCAUUCAAAGUCUGCUGGAUGAGUUCUGGAAGAGUCCUCCUGCCUUGAUGUCUACUGGCCCGUCUGGCUUUCCAUAUAGUAUGUUCAAGCCAUCGAGCAUCCCUCCUUAUCCGACUCCGGGCUACCACUACGGUCCUCGACAUGUUGGGCAAAGUCAGACGCCACCUCUCGCACCAGCUCAAUCUGGAGUAGGACCAGUGCUUCAUUCUGCAGUUGACGGAGUCCAUGGGUCCCCCCGAGGUCCAACCCCUUAUGGCCUCAUUACUGACCUGCCAAUGCCUGUCCCCAUUGGAGACUUGCAGGUUGGCCUAAAUGGACAUAUGUACAAGAUGCCUGAGAUUCCAGAGUCUUUUCCUGAACUCUCUGACUUGAAUCUGACUCAACUGUCCAACAUGUCAGAAAAUGAGGAUGUAUUACUGAGAUUCUUCAUGACACUGCCUCAGCUCAAACAAGUCAUGAGUGACAAAGAAGAGCUGGUCACCAACAUUGUGGAUAUGGCAAAGAAAAACCUUCAAAUGGAGCCACAACUGGAAGGGAAAAGACAAGAAAUUAUCGACAAGUUUGAACAGUUGACACAACGGAAGUUUGCCUUUGAGACAAAGAUGCAGCGACAACACGAUCUCAGUGAGAGCUGUAGCCUGAGUACUCUUCAGGCUCGAUUAAAGGUUGCAGCACAUCAAGCCGAGGAUGACUCAGAAACCACGGCUGAAAACUUUUUAGAGGGACGCACCGACAUCGAUGAAUUUCUAACCAGCUUCAUGGAAAAGAGAACGCUUUGCCACAGCAGAAGGGCCAAAGAGGAGAAGUUGCAACAGUCCAUCCACACACAUGAACAGUUUCCUCCCACCCACUAGAACACAAGGUUUGGUGUCCUUUCAGUCAACUGCUGCCAACCAAAACAAUGAAGACAUUAGAUGCACACGCUGGGUCCACAUUGGGCACCUUGGAGAACAAAUCCAGCUAGCCCAGAAGCCCUUUCUUUUUCUGACAUCUAAGCUCUAAAAUUCAAGCCUAGUAAUGUGAAAGAAGGACUUAGACUUAAGUGUCAUCACAGAAGUGCAGAAGUGGUACAUGCAUUGAGGUCUCUGAUAAAUUUCUGAAGUUUGUGUUUUGAGUUCUCAUGCACAUGCUGUACCAUUUUUUUCUUUUAUAAUUCUUUUCCAAAUCAUGAAUAUUAUCACGGUGGCCAGUGGUGAGUGGGUGAACACUUUUGGAAGGAAGCGCAAAUAGCAUUUGACAGUAUUAUGUUCCCUUUUACUUGUUUUCAAUUAAGCAAGAAUGUCACGAUCAUAGUUGAACAUACUGUGCUUAAUGAACACGUUCACACUUUUCCGACAAAAAAAAAAAAAAAAU
Messenger RNA from Syngnathus acus (greater pipefish), 2342 nucleotides. It is a transcript of the gene vps37a, whose product is annotated as VPS37A subunit of ESCRT-I. The record is from RefSeq and is a predicted model, not a curated record. The transcript is spliced from 13 exons. Gene Ontology annotation, cellular component: ESCRT I complex. NCBI's taxonomy places the organism in Eukaryota, Metazoa, Chordata, Actinopteri, Syngnathiformes, Syngnathidae. The coding region runs from base 656 to 1843 and encodes 395 amino acids. Gene Ontology annotation, biological process: protein targeting to membrane; protein targeting to vacuole; ubiquitin-dependent protein catabolic process via the multivesicular body sorting pathway.